UACUAUGUAUGAAACACAUGUUUUCCGUAAACAAUUUUGAUUCAGCGACGCGUCAUGUACCGGUCCAAAUCAUUAAACAAAUAAAAUGAGAAGAAAAAAUGUGAACCGGUCGCGACCACAUCGCAUGGUCUAUGAAUCCAUUAGGCUUGUACGUGUGCACAGGCCUUGAAUAACUGGACACGAUGUUACCCAACUAGUUGGUUAUGUGUUAUUGUGGGGAGCGAUCGUCUUAGUUUUUAUUCAAUUUAAGCGACUUAACUGUGAUAUCAAAGCAAUCAAAAUGGGAGCGUUACCACAACCACACAUACGACUGGCAGGCAAUAUAGGUUUCCUAUUAGUGCAUGUAAUUAAUACAAUUAUUAUGCAUUUCGCUGUACAAAAAACAUUACAGAGCGAAGAUCAGCAAUUGAAAACCUUCGCCUCGUUUGAAUAUAAAUACAUAACAAUAUGGAAUUUAGCAUUUCAAUUAUUUUUCCUAGGGUUGUCUAUUGUCUGUGACCUAUCAGUUAUAUUGAAGAUUGAUAAAAAGCACAAGAUAAUAAAUCAAAUCAAACGGUACAAGGAGUUUUUCUUUGCCAGUACUCUAUGGCCGACAACCUUGCUGAUCUUCACGAUAUUCUGGCCCAUAUUCAUAUACAACAGAGAGCUCAUAUUCCCAGCGUUCAUCGACAAGGUGCUUACGACUGUAUCAAACCACAUCAUGCACUCCUUCAUAAUCCUGAUAGUGUUGUGGGAGCUGGUGCUUCAGCCCCGAAAACAACCAAAGAAUCACACUUGGAACCUGAUGAAUAUGACUUUCAUAUAUGUACUUUAUUUCAUCGUGAUCUUCCAUCAUUACUACAUGGCGGGGGUGUGGCCAUACCCCAUGGUGAAUUACAUGUAUGGGACCAUAUACUUCCCCAUUUUCAUGGCGUUCAUUGCAGCCUGUCUACUGCCGUGCUGUCUCGCUCUACCAAUAAUACCAUAUCCCUUGCUUAUAAUCGAAUCUAAUAAACACAUGGAAAAUUCGAGAAAACCGGUAAUUAUGCAUACUUUUCUUAUUUGUAACAGCGCAUAUGUAAAUAGUUUUACUACAUGUAACAUUUGUAAAAAGCACUUGGCCAGCGUGGUGGAUUACGGCUUGAACCCCCGUAGGGCUGUGUCACAGCAGUGGGAACAUAUAUGGGCUGAUGAUGAUGAUGAUGAUGAUGAUGAUGAUUUAAUUUCAGAUGGACACUCGCUUUUACUACAUCUGUGUCACAAGAAGUGGAGUCAUUUUGAAGAAAGACAACAACAAAUAUGAAAAGCUAAGCGAUUCUUUGGAAUAGUUAACGUUGUUGUGUUUUGGAAAUAUAUAGUUUCGUUGUGUCUAUUUUAUUGUUUGAAAUGUUGAUUCAAAACU
Molecule: messenger RNA, 1381 nt
Organism: Zerene cesonia (dogface butterfly)
Lineage: Eukaryota; Metazoa; Arthropoda; Insecta; Lepidoptera; Pieridae
Product: androgen-dependent TFPI-regulating protein-like
Exons: 7
Coding region: 281-1282 (333 amino acids)
Cellular component (GO): endomembrane system; membrane
Source: RefSeq, a predicted model, not a curated record